AGGUAAACAAAGUUUUUUUGGUCGGUUUUUGUAUGUCUCCGGGGGAUUUAAAACAUGAUUCGCAAGUAUUCGAUAGUUGUAUUUAAACAAUUAACACAAAGAAGACACUGCUCAAGUGAUACAAGAAGAAGGGUUGUAGUAACAGGAAUCGGAAUUGUGUGUCCCCUUGGUGUUGGAACGGAGCAUGUUUGGUCCAAACUUAUUGCAGGGAAUUGUGGAAUAAGUAAUCUCCGUGGCAAAGGUUUUGAAAGCAAUCCGAGUCAAGUUGCUGGGUACGUCCCUGUUGGCGAAAAUGAAGGAGAAUUUAAUGUUCAUAAAUAUGUAUCAAAGAGGGAGGUGGGCUCAAUAAGCAAUGCCACCAUCUUUGCAUUAGCGGCUGCAGGAGAAGCUCUUAACCAUGCUCAGUGGAACCCCUCAACCCCAGAGGAGAGUGAAUACACGGGUGUAGCUGUUGGUAUGGGAAUGGUAGGUAUGGAUGAGAUCAUCUUAUCUGGCAAUGCAUUAGAGACGAGGGGUUACAAGAAGAUCAGUCCUUUUUUAGUGCCUAAGAUUCUAGUGAACAUGGCAGCAGGUAACAUCAGCAUUAGACAUAACCUCAAGGGUCCGAAUCAUUCUGUUUCAACAGCAUGUACAACAGGGGCCCAUUCAAUCGGUGAUGCUAUGCGGUUUAUACGCAACGGUGAUGCUGAGGUUAUGGUGGCUGGCGGUACGGAGGCCUGCAUAUCACCGCUAAGUCUCGCUGGCUUUGCAAGAGCUCGGGCUUUGAGUACUAACUUCAAUGGUUGCCCAAAAAAAGCAUCAAGACCAUUCAACAAAGACCGAGAUGGGUUUGUUAUGGCAGAAGGUGCUGUAGUGUUAGUGUUAGAGGAAUAUGAGCAUGCAAAGAGGAGGGGAGCUGAGAUCAUUGCUGAGGUGCUAGGCUAUGGUUUGUCAGGGGAUGCAAGUCACAUAACAGCACCUAGUGAAGAUGGUUCAGGUGCAAUGCGUUGUAUGAGGGCAGCAUUGCGUGAUGCGCAUAUCACACCGCAGCAAGUUGGCUACGUAAAUGCUCAUGCUACUUCCACUCCAUUAGGUGAUACAGUAGAGAAUCGUGCGACGAAGGGUGUGUUUGGCGACCAUGCGUACAACCUUGCCAUAUCUUCCACAAAGGGGGCUACAGGACACUUGCUAGGUGCAGCCGGGGCCUUAGAAGCUGCCUUUUCUGCUCUUGCCUGUCAAAGGGGUGUUUUACCUCCCACUAUUAACUUAGAGGAGGUCGAUUCAGAGUUUGACCUCAACUACGUUGCCAACACUGCACAAGAUUGGUCUUCAACCAACAGGAUAGCCAUCACUAAUUCGUUUGGGUUUGGCGGAACAAAUGCGUCACUCUGCUUCCAGAAUCUCUAGUGAUACGACUCGUUAAGUUAUACAAAAAAAAGAUCUGUCUGAAGCAGUAACAUCUCUACAGGGAGGCUGUGUGUGGUGGUUGCACACCCCUAAAAAAAUGCUUGCACCCCUAAAGUGCCUACCCCGUUGGAAAUUUUCAGAGAAAAGAAAUUUGGCUCUAGUAGUUAAUCAUCAUAUUUUUUACAAGCUAGUACCCUCUUAAUAGUCAUCGAGUUCUACUUAACCUUACCAUGCCAAUCAGCCUUAUCAUUGCAAUAUUCCUAGACACUGCUCUGAAGAAAUAUGGGUAAUGUAAAUUUGCUUUCUCAUUAUUGUCAUCAGAGUUACGCAUAAUAUAAGAUGUAUGCGUGUUGCAUAUAAAACACUUUUGUACUAAAUCAAUUAACUCAGGUAGCAGGCAACUCGGUGAGCCUUCUGCUAGUCUUAAGAUCUCAACAACUCACAUAUUUUACAUACUCAGCUAGUAGUGAAAACCAACAUAUAUAUCUUGCCAUACCCUGUUACCUUUUAUAAUAUACAUUCAUAUACAUCUUAUAUACAUUGUAUAUGUCUCUUGCACAUGUGAUGUGGUACAUUGGUGUAAAAUGAUCAUUUAUAACUUAAGCUGAGAUAACAAUCAUUUUCUUUAAAUCUAAAAUGAUCAUAUUGAUAUUUCUAUGGUGCUAUAUAUUCAAAAGAAUUAAUUAUUUAU
Messenger RNA from Anneissia japonica, 2077 nucleotides. Its product is annotated as 3-oxoacyl-[acyl-carrier-protein] synthase, mitochondrial-like. Gene Ontology annotation, biological process: fatty acid biosynthetic process. NCBI's taxonomy places the organism in Eukaryota, Metazoa, Echinodermata, Crinoidea, Comatulida, Comatulidae. Gene Ontology annotation, molecular function: 3-oxoacyl-[acyl-carrier-protein] synthase activity. The record is from RefSeq and is a predicted model, not a curated record. Bases 55 to 1386 code for a protein of 443 amino acids. The transcript has 12 exons.